This is a messenger RNA of Echinococcus granulosus, 438 nucleotides long. RefSeq lists its product as hypothetical. Lineage: Eukaryota; Metazoa; Platyhelminthes; Cestoda; Cyclophyllidea; Taeniidae. The coding region runs from base 1 to 438 and encodes 145 amino acids. The record is from RefSeq and is a predicted model, not a curated record. The transcript has 3 exons.
AUGGCGCUUCCUCACCAAAACAGACUACUUUUCGGUAUCAAGCGGAUUUUGAAUGGGGCUGAAAGUAGUCAAAAAAUAGACUCGUUUUACUCCGGAUGGAUAUUUUCAAACGGAUUUCGGGCAGUGCUUCUUGGCAAUAUAAAAACAGACGCAAAAAUUUCUGCAUUUUUAAUUAACACGUCUUAUGUAAGAGGAAAACAUCUAGGUCAGUGUUUUAGUAACUUCAAGUUCCUACGAAAUCUCGAAUUAAAAAUUGCUAAUAUGUCAACAGUCCUUGGACGUGUCAUGCCACUAAAUGCGUUUAAUUUACAGCCUACCAGAAACAACUUAGAAAGAGCAUCCAAGAAUCAGCGUUGUAAUUACACUGGUUUUCAUCCACAAACUGCUGAAAUUAAUCACACUUAUUUGCAGAAUAUUUCGCAUCCAUUCACCCUCUGA